AUGUCUUUCGUGGAGGAAGCAGAGACUGAGGACCCGAAGGCGGAUUCGUUCAUCACCCUGGUUGAAGUCACCGAGGUGAUGGCUCUACGUGGACUUCUGAUUGUGCUGGGCUGUUUGGCCAUUGAUGCAGGGUUGACUAUUCCAGCUGUGAUGAGUGCUCUAUCUGUGGCAGGGGGCGACCAAGGCUGCCCUGACGGCUGGACCAGGUUUGAGUCUCGUUGUUUCAAGUUCUUCAAUGAGAAAAAGUCCUGGACCGAUGCAGAGAAAACCUGCCACUCUCUCGGUGCAAACCUACCCUCCAUCCACAGCCUGGAGCAGAACCGUUUCAUUGUGGACAUGAUCGUAAAGAGCACUGGGACCAACAUUCACACCUGGCUUGGUGGGACUGAUGCUGUGGAGGAAGGAAAGUGGCUGUGGAGCGAUGGAUCUGUUUGGGACUUCACCCAUUGGCCCCCUUCAGGCUCACAGCCAGAUAACGCUGCAGGAAAAGAGCACUGCCUCAUGAUGAACUGGGACGCAACAUUUUGGAAUGACGCCCCAAACUCCUGGUCUCUGGUCUACAUCUGUACCAAAGAUGUUCUGCAGCCGACACCUAAACCCAAGGAAGUGUCCCUGACUCUGGAGGGCUUCAUCUGCCGUUGCACCCCUGAAAAGAAGUGA
Periophthalmus magnuspinnatus is the source of this 660-nucleotide messenger RNA. RefSeq names its product galactose-specific lectin nattectin-like. The transcript is spliced from 7 exons. Lineage: Eukaryota; Metazoa; Chordata; Actinopteri; Gobiiformes; Gobiidae. The record is from RefSeq and is a predicted model, not a curated record. Bases 1 to 660 code for a protein of 219 amino acids.